AUGUCAAAGAAUGAUUUUUCUUUGACAUGGAAUGCAGAUGGAAUACCUGUGUUCAAAUCAUCUCAGUAUUCCAUAUGGCCAGUGCAAUGCAUGAUAAAUGAGCUACCAAUACAUCUUCGAUCAAGCAAUAUUUUGCUCACAGGAUUAUGGUUUGGUCGAACUAAGCUGAAAAUGAACACGUUUUUAAUGUCGUUUGUCAAUGAAUGUAGAAAGUUGGAGCAAGGAGGUUUUCUCUUCCAGGGAGAAUCUGAUCGGCGUAAAGUAUAUGCCCUAGUAUGCUCUAGCGAUGCUCCUGCCCGAGCAAUGUUGAGGAACUGCAAGCAGUUCAAUGGAAAGUGUGGCUGUGAUUGGUGCGAACAUGAGGGUGUUACAGUUGCACCAACAAGAUAUUAUCCAGAGCGUGGAGAUCAGAGCCCAAGGACAGCGCAAGGACAAGCUGAAUAUGGAGCAAAGGCUGAACUUUUACAAGAGGCUGUGAAAGGGGUGAAAGGGAUUUCUGUUAUAGAUAUUCUUCCCACCUUUGAUACGGUACAUGGCUUCACACCUGAAUACAUGCAUUCGGUGUGUCAAGGUGUCAUUCGCCAAGUUUGUAACAUUUGGCUUGAUUCGGCAAACCAUGAAGAGGACUUCUACUUGGGCAGAAAAGUGGAAGCGUUGGAUGAGCGGUUAAUAGCAAUAAGCCCUCCUUCAGAGAUCACAAGAGCUCCACGGUCUAUCAAGGAGAGAAAAUUUUGGAAGGCAUCAGAAUGGAGAGCAUUCAUGCUCUAUAGUUUGGUGGUGCUACAUGGAUUACUACCUCGUGCAUAUUUGAAACAUUUCUUUUUACUUGUACAUGGCGUGUACACUCUCCUCCGUGACAACAUCACAAAUGACAUGCUCCUACAUGCACAGGCUUGUCUAGUGAAGUUCGCCAAGGAUAUGGAGAGAUUGUAUGGUCUGCGUUCCUGUACAUUUAACGUUCACCAAAUGACACAUUUGGCAGAUGGAGUGAAGAGCUGUGGGCCGUUGUGGGCAACUUCAGCAUAUAUAUUUGAGGCGAACAAUCAUAUGUUGCUGAAGAUGUUCAGCGGCACCCAGUAUGUGCCACAGCAGAUAUGCAAUACUUUUAUUUUAGGUCAGAAAUUACCGGUAAUUGGAAGACAGUGCAUCAAAGAAGAUACAUCGCCAAGUGUAAAACACGUGUUCCAGAAGUUAUCAAAGGGCAACUACCCAACGAAAAGUCGUCGCAUUUUGGAAAGGAACGUGUCGGGACUAGGGGUUGGGAAACCUGUAUUUCUUACAGCUUCCCAAGCUGUUUCGUUGGCCAAGUUCAUUGACAGAGACGUUCUAAACCGUUCUGCUACCGUCUACAACAGAUUCAUUGUGAACAAUGUUCUGUACACAGCUGAGAGCUACACCAGAUCAAUCCGACACCACAACAGCCUUGUUCGAUUUGACCAUGCAGCGUCCAAGUAUGGUCGAAUUAUUGGCCUGUACACUGCAAAACCAGAUUGCUGCUGCAGUGAAGCUGAGAUACAGGCGUGUCAGUGCACUGUUUACACUGUGGUAAUCUUGAAGAUACUCCAAUGUGAGACGGGGUCACUUUUUUCAAGUGCUGAAUGUGGAGUAACUUCACAUUUUCUGAAAGAAUACACUGACAGCUACACAACUGUAGCUAUCCACCCAGAACAGCUUGAUGUCAAAUGCAUUGACUUAAAACUCUCCAACCGUCAAUUUCUGUGUGAAAUUCCUUGUAGGUUUUAUGGGGAUUAAUAGACCUUACCGAUUAUUUCCGUUUACCCAAUGGUCUCGUUUUCAUGUUUGCUUCUUUUCUGUACUUUGGCAAGCACACGUAAAGGUUAUGUUCCCACUUUUUCUGCACGAAUUUGUUUGUUGUUGAGCUUAAACUCAAUCAUAACCUUAUUCUUUUAACCUUAUUGAGCACGAAAUGCAAGUAAAUACCCAACGCGAAAACGAGGCCAUGGAGUGAAAAGUAAAUAACCUGUAAAGUCUAUUGGUACGGUAUAUUAAGUAAGUACUGUAAGUAAUGGGUGCUCUUAUUAUCCAAAGAGGUGACUAAUUCUUUUCACAUAAGUCGCCUCCGAAUAGAAUCGAACUCACGAUAGCGGAGGUGAAAGUGUUCUCUCACGAUUGUGCCAUAUACCGAAGCCCCAAGUAAAAUAUGGUAAAAUAUCUAUGUAUUAAUUGUAUUUAUUGACUUAGGAGCGAACAUUUGAACUCCUGAACGAACUUCAAAACAUACGGCGGAAAAUUUUUAUGAAAUCAAUUGCAAGGCGCCCUUUUCAAAAGUAUAAAUUAUGUUAUUUUCUGCCAUUGACGUCAAUUUCAGCCUUCGAUUCAACGUGGGAACGAGGUUGCCUUCGAUUUCAUUUUCAGCUUUUAAAAUUUAUUGAAAAACAAC
This is a messenger RNA of Paramuricea clavata, 2401 nucleotides long. The record is from the annotation of a GenBank genome assembly. NCBI's taxonomy places the organism in Eukaryota, Metazoa, Cnidaria, Anthozoa, Malacalcyonacea, Plexauridae.